CAUGUAAUAUGUGUGACACGAAAACUAUAAUGAAAAGUGUUUCAGUCCAGUGUAAUUCAUAUAAGGAAAUGGGUUAAUGGUCCAGUCGAGCUUCUGAAAGCCGCGCCGAUAAGCGAAUGGCUUUCACAACGCAGCGUCAUUGUGUGCUCGUGUAUUGUUUAAUGGUUCACUCUGUUGUAAUGAAAGCAAACGGAGUUGCAGUCCCGGUUCUUUAGCGCAGGCUUAUGUUGUUAAGGGCUCUUUCCUGAGCUUUUGGUUUCGAUUCUGGAUGGGAACAGUUGUUUGCGUGGAUCUCUCUCACAUUAGCAAUUUUAGUUUCAGUGUCAAGAAAAUAUCCACGGUAGUAUUUUAACCGUGUUUACGGGUGUGCCUGUCCGACUCCGCUGAUCAUCGUUUUACCGGUCUUUUUUCUGCGUUUAUGCGCUAUGGAGCCGCCCGUGCUGUGCGCUCUUCUUAUAACCGCGAUUGCACUGCGUCAGGCCGAAUGCGUCGUGAGAAUUUAUUAUAUAGCAAUAACAGAAGAAGUCUGGAACUAUGCACCCAGCAAGCAAAACCUUAUUAAUAACAGAAGCAUUGAUCAAGACAAACAUGCAUCUGUGUAUCUGUCAAGUGGCCCUACUCGAAUAGGAAGUGUUUACAAAAAGGCUGUGUACAGGCAGUACACAGAUGACUCUUACACCACAGAGAUCCCUAAACCUGCCUGGCUCGGCUUUCUUGGACCCAUUUUACGGGCUGAAGUUAAUGAUGUCAUGGUGGUCCAUCUGAAGAAUUUCGCAAGCAGGCCUUAUUCUCUCCACCCACAUGGAGUGUUCUAUGAGAAGGAUUCAGAGGGAGCAUUGUAUCCAGAUGGCACCUCUGGACGUGAUAAGAGUGAUGAUGCAGUACCUCCAAAUGAGACCCACACAUACAACUGGACGGUCAAACAAGAGUACGCUCCCACUGAAGGAGAUGCUAGCUGUCUCACCUGGAUUUACCAUUCACAUGGAGAUGCACCGAAAGAUAUUGCAUCAGGACUUAUAGGAGCUCUGCUCACCUGCAAGAAAGGCAUUUUGGACAAUUCCGGUCAGAAGCGCUCUGAUGUGGACGAAGAUUUCAUUCUGAUGUUUAGUGUGGUGGAUGAGAACUUGAGCUGGUAUUUGGAGGAGAAUGCUGAAAGGUUUUGCUCUGACUCAACUGCAACAAAAGAACUAAUUGAAAAUGUGGAUGAGGACUUCAGAGAGUCUAACUAUAUGCACUCAAUAAAUGGCUAUGUUUAUGGUAAUUUGCCUGCACCGAAAUUGUGUGUGGGGCAUACUGUGUCUUGGCAUCUCUUCGGCAUUGGCAAUGAGGUGGACAUUCAUUCUGCCUACUUCCAUGGGCACACCGUCCUUGAUCGUGGGCACCGCACAGAUGUUCUUAGUUUGUUUCCUGCCUCAUUUGUCACCGCGACAAUGACCCCAAGGACGAAAGGAAAAUGGUUGUUAAGUUGCCAAGUCAACGAUCAUGUACGAGCAGGUAUGCAGGGUUUCUAUGAGGUCUCUGGCUGUGGGUCGACGGCCUCUCCGACAGAAGUCCCUGGCAUUAAGAGACAUUUCUACAUUGCUGCUGAGGAGGUGUAUUGGGACUACGCCCCUUCUAAGAUGAACUACAUGGAAAAUACAACACUUACUAAACCAGACAGUGACUCUGAAGUGUAUUUCAGUCAUGAUGGUGGUAAGCUGGGUGGAAAAUACUUAAAGGCCAGAUACAUUUCAUACACUGAUGGAACAUUUACCAACAAGACACACAUUGCGGGCUCAGAUGUGCAUCUUGGCAUUCUGGGUCCUGUCAUCAGAGCAGAGACUGGUGAUGUUAUCGUUGUCACAUUCUUUAAUAAUGCUAUGCGUGACUACAGCAUUCAGCCACACGGUUUGCAAUAUGAGAAAGCCUAUGAAGGAGCUAUGUAUCAGGAUGGUACUCAGAAAGAUGGAGCCUCUGUGGCUCCAGGUGAAAAAUUUACCUAUCAUUGGAGAGUAACAGAAGGUCCCUCCGACAGUGACCCUCCCUGUCUUUCAUACUUGUAUUAUUCUGCUGUUGAUCCUGUUCGUGACACUAACUCCGGUCUAAUUGGGCCCGUACAAGUGUGCAAGAAAGGUGUUCUUGAUGGGAGUGGGCAUCAGCGUGCGGACAAUAUUCAGCAUGAGUUUUUUCUUCUAUUCUCUGUGAUGGAUGAAAAUGAAAGCUGGUAUCUGGAAGACAACAUUAAAAAGUUUGGCAGCAAGGAAUCAGAUACAUCUGAUGAAGAAUUUCAGGAGAGCAAUAAGAUGCAUGCGGUGAAUGGCUACAUGUAUGGAAACCUUCUUGGUCUGGAAUUGUGUAAUGGGGAACAUGUUGUGUGGCACACACUUGGCUUGGGCACAGAGGUGGAUAUCCAUGGUAUCUAUUUCCAAGGCAACACGUUUCAACGGGAUGGGAUGAACCGUGACACUCUGAAUCUCUUCCCGCAUACCACAGUGACUGUUAGCAUGACACCCGACAAUAAUGGUAUUUUUGAGCUGAGCUGUCAUACAGGUGAUCACUACACUGCAGGUAUGCGCCAACAUUACAAGGUCAAGUUCUGUUCGGCAAAGACUCCCGCACUAGAACAUUUCACCUCUAAUGAACGCUACUACAUAGCAGCAGAGGAAGUUGAAUGGAAUUAUGCCCCAGACCGUAAAUGGGAACUGGAGAAACACAUGACUACACUGGAGGAUAGCCCUGGAAGUAUUUACCUCAAUCAAUCAAGUAAUAGGAUUGGUGCUAAGUAUAAGAAGGUGGUGUUCCGUGAAUACACAGAUGGGACAUUCACCGAAAAGAAACCCAGGCGUGUAGAGGAAGAGCAUUUAGGAAUAAUGGGUCCCAUACUUAGAGCUGAGGUUGGUGAGAAGAUUCAGGUUGUGUUUAAAAAUAAUGCCCGCAGACCAUAUUCUGUACAUGCCCAUGGAGUAAAGACCAAUGAUUCCAAUCAGAUUUAUGUUCAACCAGGUCAUGUGCUGACAUACAAUUGGACCAUUCCAGAACGAUCAGGUCCAGGUCCCAAUGAUCCAAAUUGUAUAACAUUUGCCUACUACUCAUCUGCCAGCUUUGUUGAGGACUUGAUGAGCGGUUUGGUGGGUCCACUGAUAGUGUGCCGUAAAAACACCCUGAAUGCCGACAGACGCAGAAAAGACAUUGAUAAAGAGUUUGCCCUCCUUUUCAUGGUGUUUGAUGAAAAUAAUUCCCACUACCUAGAUGAAAACAUAAGAACGUACCUCAAGACAGACCCAGACCAAUUUAAAAAAUAUGAUGAGGACUUUAUGGAGAGCAACAAAAUGCAUGGUAUUAAUGGAAAGCUGUAUGGUAAUCUGCAUGGAUUAAAUAUGACAGAGAAAGACAAGACUGAAUGGUAUCUGUUAGGACUGGGAAGUGAGGUGGACAUGCACACUGUGCACUUCCAUGCUCAGAGCUUCAUUUACAAAACAGAUCAGUCCCAUCGUGCUGAUGUAUAUGACCUGUUCCCAGGGACUUUUCAGACCAUUGAGCUGAUUGCAGGAAGUCCUGGGCAGUGGCUGCUGCACUGUCAUGUGACUGACCACAUCUAUGCGGGCAUGGAGACACUUUUCACAGUUCAUCCUAAAGUUGGGGUGGAAGAAAAAAGGCCCAGUUUGGACUUAGAAGAUAACAAUUUUGAAUCCACUGGCGAGAAUGGUAGGAAGACAGUCAAUAUUGCCUUCAGUCAUUUUACAAGCCUGUCCACUGCCAUGCUGUAUUUCUUUGGAUUGGUCCUACUGAGCCUUGUAACACAUUAGAAGAGAUCAAAGUGACCAUAAGCCAGUCAGAAUCAAAAUUUAUUGGAACAGCACUGAUGUUCUCCACUUAUGUACCUCAUCUAGCAUUCUCAUUGCACUGCUGUUGAAGAGACUUCUCGUGUUUUGUAAAAAAACAACACAUAGCAUGUCAUCAAUUUUGGAGGCAUUGACUGUUUAUAGUUAAAGGAAUAGUUCACUCAAAAAUGAAAAUUCUCUCAUCAUUUACUGACACUUAUGCCAUCCCGGAUCUGUAUGACUUUCUAAAGCAGAACACAAAUGAAGAUUUUAAGAAUUUCUCAGCUCUUUUCUAUGGAAAGAAUAUAGUAUCAAAAUUAUUAACACAUGCAUAAACAAUUAUACAUCCAUUUGAUAAAUGCCACACAUGUAUCUUGCCAUCAACACACAAAUGCCUUUCAACUUGUGUCUGUGAAAUUCAGAACUGAAUGAACGUGCCACAGUUUUUACAAAAAUAGACACAUUUAUGAAAUAAAAUGUUCUGUUUUGUAUAAAUGUAUUACAAUUUGUGCAUGCAACCAUAGGAAGAUGUUUCAAAUCAAACACAAAAUGAACUUGUGAAGUGUUGAAUGCACAUUUCUGGAACAACUGACAUGCAUGCAUUCAUUAAUGUCUGUUUGUGUCAACUCUCAUUCAUUUGAAUUUUGAGACUUCCUUUCAGAAAUUGUGUGUCUGUAACAAGGCCAAACAUUCAAGGGUAUGUAAACUUUUAAUCAGGGCCAUUUGGUUGAUUUCUGUUAUCAUUAUGAGGAAAAAAAAGGAGCCAAAAAACUUUGAUAAUAAAUGGCUUCAUAUGAUCACUAUCAUUAAAUAUCAAUAUAAUUUUUUGCAUGAUCAGUCAAAUUUUCAAAAUCAAUGCCAAAAUUUCACAAUUUCUGCCAGGGUAUGCAAACUUUUGAGCACACCUGUAAAUAUUGAUCUGAAUUGAACCAUUGGAGUCUUAUGGAUUACUUUUAUGCUGCCUUUACAUGCUUUUUUGAGUGUCAACAUUUUGGCACCCAUUCACAUGCAUUGUGAGGACCUACAGAGCUGAAAUAUUCUUCUAAAAAUCUUAAUUUGUGUUCUGCAGAAGAAAGUCAUACACAUCUGGUAUGGCAUGAGUGUGAGUAAAUGAUGAGAGAAUUUUUUGGGAUAACUAUUCCUUUAACAAUGGAGUCUUUCUGUGUUGUUGCUGUCGCAGACCUUUAGGAAAUGUAUAUCUAUAGCAUCAAAUCGAAACAGGAUUUUAAAGUAAUGAACUUUACAUUUUAAUUUAUAGCUUGUGACUACAGAUACUCCAAUAGAUACUGACUGGUAACACACAUUUAGUAAGAUGUAUUUAACAGUGGUGUAUCCAGGACAUUUUUACUGGGGUGGCCGAGAUGGGGCACAGACCUAGUGUGGGGUGGUGAUACCGGGAGAACCUUUAUGAAUGGCACAUGAUCAAAAUGUGUAAAUAUCGCAUUGCUUUGCUUCAACAUCUACACAUGUAGAAUAAAUGAAUUCUUAAACUCA
This is a messenger RNA of Myxocyprinus asiaticus (Chinese sucker), 5294 nucleotides long. It is a transcript of the gene hephl1a, whose product is annotated as hephaestin-like 1a. The record is from RefSeq and is a predicted model, not a curated record. Gene Ontology annotation, molecular function: copper ion binding; ferroxidase activity. Lineage: Eukaryota; Metazoa; Chordata; Actinopteri; Cypriniformes; Catostomidae. Gene Ontology annotation, cellular component: plasma membrane. Gene Ontology annotation, biological process: iron ion transport. The coding region runs from base 426 to 3785 and encodes 1119 amino acids. The transcript has 20 exons.